AUGGCCGACCAGUACCGCCACGCGCACGAGCAGGCCGGCGAGCUGCCCCUCCGGCACAUCUUCCUGCCCAGCGGCUCGUCGCCCGCGCUGCCGCGUGCCGCGCACCCGGCCGGCGGCCACGCGCUGACGUCCACGGUGUUGACGCCCGCCGCCACGCGCGACUCCGAGCUCCACUUGACCCAGCAGCAGAUCCACCAGCUCGAGGGCUUGUUGGAGCAGGCGCGCGGCCAGCCGGACGACCUCCCGCUCCGCGGCUCGCCGCUCAAGCUCUUUGGCAGCGAGUACGACACGUUCACCAAGGCCAUCUUGACGCGCUUCGUCGACCAGGCCCGCUCCACGGCCAACAGCGUGCAGCGGGCGCCCGCCCCAGAGCCCGUAGAGCCCGCGCCGUCCGCGGAGCUCGCGCCCAGGCUCAACAUCAAGCACUUCACCCGCGCGGGCGACUACACGGACCACGACUUCAUGCAGAAUGCCGACCACGUGUUUGCCCAUCUCCAGAGGAAGGGCUUGCCGGCGGACGCCGCCCGCCAGAAUCAGCCGCUCCUCUCGCACACCCAGACCACCGCCACGUCCACGCCCAAGCUCAAGCCUCGCGACUCGCUGGACAUGUACUCGUACUCCACGCGCUCGCACAGCGACCUCCCACGCACCCGCCUGUGCUCACCGCCGGCCGCGCCCAGCGACUACACCGCGCUCGACCGCUCCUCCUGGGCCUCCGGCGCCCGCCUGUGCUCCACGUUGGCGCUCUCCGACGACCACGUGGACCACGCGUCGUAUACCUUCGACGAGCUCUCGGACCUCGCCUCCCACUCCUCGGAGCAUUCCUCGCCAGUCCAGCCCGCACGCAACGCUCGUUCCACCCGCUUCCAUAGCCCGUCCCCGCGCCUGGACGACGCGCGCGGCGACUUGUUUCCCCUUUUCGAGAGCUCCAUGACUUCCGUCAAGCAGUUCAUGAAGCCCCCCAAGCGGCGUGCCGCCGCCUCUACCCGAGAGGCAAACGAUACGCGCGAGCCCGCUGCGGAAAAUCUCAUCAAGUGGAAACGCGCCUCGCAGCUCAGGCUCCUCAGUGCAUCUUCCAAGGCUAACCUCCCCGACAAGACCCAUCACUCCAACAAGACCCGUCACUCCAAUAAGGCAAACCACUCCAACGCAAACGCCCCUGGUGGGGCAGACUCUCACUAUGUCAAGGGCACGGUCAAGCCAGGUGCUUUUCCAGGCCAGUAUGGCGACAUGAUCUUCGACGCCCAGGAAAAUAUGUGGGUCUCCAACGACAAAAAGAACGAUGUUGGGGGGAGCCUUGAUUCCAUCGAGGACUUGUUUUCAGACUGCGACGCGCUGAAACUGCAUCUUCAGUCUAGGCCCGGUGUGCUUGUCCAGCCAGACAAAGCCAAAGACAGGCGCCCACUAGAAGUCUCGUUUCAGUUCCCCGCGAGUGAAAACAGCCCCGUCACUAAAACGCAUGCAGCCGACCUCACCAGUGUCUCGGAAUGCGGCAACGCCACCUUUUCGCAGUCCAACAAGGAGCUCGUCUCGCUUAUAACCGGGUCCACAAAUCAGAUUGUGUGGGACACCAUCACCUCCAUCGACCUAUCAGACAAAAACAUCGACCGCGUGGAGAAUUUGGAACAGUAUCUCCCCGCGGUGAAAUCAAUUGAUCUUUCGAAAAACAGGCUCAGGUUUAUCGAAGGUCUACCGCUGGCCUUGUUCGAGCUUGAUGUCACAAGCAAUAGCUUGAGCGACAUGGCGUCAUUCCACAAGUUCCACGAUCUCCAAGUCGUGAAUGCGUCUUUUAAUUCAUUCCGGUCGUUCUCUUGCUUGAGUAAUAAUGUCAACUUGACCAAAGUCAACUUGAUGGGGAACCAAAUCGAGUCGCUUAAUGGGUUUCCUGCCAUCCACGCAUUGAUUUCUUUGGACUUAAGCCGCAACCACAUCCGAGGCCAUGUUCAUCUAGAAAAUCUACAAUUACCAAAUCUCAAGGAAUUGAACCUUUCAGAGAAUCUUAUAUCAAACAUCACAGGAAUUGAGUCGCUUGAAAACCUUCGGAUUCUCAAUGUAAACGAGAAUAGAAUUGUGGCAUUGAGCUGUUCCAGAACUCAUAGGAGGCUCAAAAAGCUUUUGUGCAAAUUCAAUGACUUGAAUGAACUCAAGCUUGAUUGCUUUCCUUUCUUGAGAAUCUUGCGGCUCGACGGGAACUCGUUAGUAUCGAUCACAGGACUCAAAAAGCUCGAGCAUCUUCAUGAAUUGUCGGCGAAAAGUCAAAGCAGCCCACAGAUUGUGGAAAGUUUCUUCAGGGCAGCUGCAGACGUACCAUCUGUUGAUUUUUCCGGAAACUCUUCUUUGGUUCAGCUCUUGCCUAAUAUCUCUGUGGACGCAUUUUACAACAUAAACCAAUUGAAUUUGUCUGCAGUGGGACUUUCUAUAUUGCCGGGCGAUUUCAGUGAGAAAUUCUUUAAUGUACGAGAGUUGAAUCUCAGCUUCAACAAGUUGAGCGAUCUCAAAGCCCUUCAAAAUCUUAAACAACUCAAGAAACUUCAAGUCCUUAGUAACAACAUCACGAAGAUGGAGGAUAUCUUGACUGGUUUGCAGAGGUCCAGGAAAACUUUGAAGUCACUCGACAUGCGCUUGAACAUUAUCAAUUUUGAAUUUUAUCCCUACGUAUUCAGUCCACAAGAACUACAGUUGGUUAAAGAGAACCAUGGAAAAUCUGCAGCAGAAAGCCCAAUCCCCAUUCAAGCUUUGGAAGAUAUUGAAAGCUUCACUAUCCACUACAAUGCAUUGAGUAAAAGCAGAAAUGAAUGGCAGGCUAGAGAUAACGAAUUCUUCAGACAAAUGAGAAAAGAGGGAAAGGAUAGAAGGUUAAAAGAAAGGCUCGACUACGAGACAAUUCUCAUUGGAUACUUUCCGAACCUCAAGGAAUUAGAUGGUAGUGAUGUGCCUCAUGAAAGACGCGCUGCGUUUGGCAAUCUCACUGGGCAGUAA
Messenger RNA from Metschnikowia bicuspidata var. bicuspidata NRRL YB-4993, 2979 nucleotides. RefSeq lists its product as uncharacterized. Gene Ontology annotation, molecular function: protein binding. The record is from RefSeq and is a predicted model, not a curated record. NCBI's taxonomy places the organism in Eukaryota, Fungi, Ascomycota, Pichiomycetes, Serinales, Metschnikowiaceae. Bases 1 to 2979 code for a protein of 992 amino acids. The transcript has a single exon.